ACCCCAGGGAGCGGGGAUGUGGCAGGGUGGCCAUGUCCCCGGGAUGGGCUCGGCUGCCAGGGGAAUUUGGUGGCUGUGCUGGGAGUGGGGGUGGCAGGGUGUCCCUGUCCCAGGUGGAUCUGGUGGGAGCACUUCGGUCGGUCAGCGCUGAGGGAAAUGCCCCGAGGACUUCAGUCACAGGAUGUUUUGUGGCUCAGCUCUUGGCAAGGUGAUUUCUCUGGCCAGCUUUUAGCUUAUUUGAGUCUUGGUCCAAUAUUCAUUAUUGUUGGCUUUGUAACACUCAUCAUAUUCAAGAGAGAGCUUCACACGAUCUCUUUCUUGGGAGGGCUGGUGUUCAACGAGGGAGUGAACUGGUUAAUAAAAAAUGUAAUCCGAGAGCCUCGGCCGUGUGAAGAAGCCCAUUCAACAGUGACCACAAAAUAUGGGAUGCCGUCCAGCCACUCCCAAUUCAUGUGGUUUUUCUCUGUCUAUUCCUUUCUGUUCCUUUAUUUAAGAAUGCACCAAACAAACAAUGCAAGGUUUCUGGAUUUACUAUGGCGACAUGUGCUGUCCAUCUGCCUCGUCACAGUGGCUUUGCUAGUCUCAUAUAGUAGGGUUUAUUUGCUUUACCACACCUGGAGCCAAGUCCUAUAUGGAGGUGUGGCAGGAAGCAUCAUGGCCAUAGCCUGGUUUGCCUUCACACAGGAGAUCCUAACUCCCCUCUUCCCGAGGAUAGCUGCGUGGCCAAUUUCAGAGUUCUUUUUAAUCCGAGAUACCAGCCUCAUUCCUAACAUCCUGUGGUUUGAAUACACAGUCACGAGAGCAGAAGCAAGGAACAGACAGCGCAAGCUGGGUACGAAGCUCCAGUGACCGGGAACGUGGGGACCAGGGCACGUUUUAACGGAGACAGACAAGAGCAGAGACCUGGGAACAGCAAGGAGCCUUUUAACAGACGGACCAAAGGAACAGGCAGGGACCAUACCCAAAACCUGAAAGCCUUUGCUCUGCUUUAGCAGCUAAGCUGGAUGCUCCCUGAUGCAUGUGGGACCGUGCAGGAGUAGAAACUCGUUUUGAACACAGAUGCACAUGGUUGGAUGUACCAUCGUGUCUACGUCAGGGGAGGGGGGAGAAAAUGCCUGGUGUCGUGUUCGGGGGAGGGAAAACCAAAAACGAAUCCUUUCUGUGACUUUUUUUUUCAGCAUGAAAUAUACACACUAUUUAUUUAUUUUUUUAAAUGGAACUAUUGUUUAUGGGGUGGGUGAGGUGAUUGUGUGUUUUUUCUUUUUUUUUUCCCUUUUUUUUAUUGUUCAGGUUUUUCUUUUUUGGAAGAAGAUGACAAAACUAAUCUCAAGUUGGUCAUGUUUAAUUAGGGCUUUUAAUUCUUACAUGCUUCUUAGGAGGGAGGGGAUCUAGGAGGGGUGACAGAAUGGAGAGGAAGACUUUCCUUUCUACAGUCAGUUUGGGAGAUCAAAAUCAAUUCCAGCUGUACUUCGGAACCAAGUACAAAAAGAAAGACAGACUAUAAAGAUCUGAUUUUUAACACUAGUGACAAUUCUGCAGGGAAGCCUGCAUGGAUACCACUUAAGGGGAGUGUGUGUGUAAAACAAAGGAAAACCACAAAUAUACUGACUCUUAAUUUUUUUUUCCACUGCUGCUCCUGUUGUGUAAUUAGCAAGAGCGUCCUUUUCAGACUCUGUUCUAAGUGGCAAGAUUAUCAUACAUAUCUCACAUUUAUUCCAUCUCUUCCUUUAUACUUUUAUUAUCUCAGGGUUGCUGUGAUCUGUACAGCUUUUGUUGUACUGAGUGUGCAGAGGGCACUGGGAAGCCUGUUGGUUUUAAGCAGUGCUGUCCUCCAGUAAGAGUCAGCCCAAAGCCUUACAAAAUUCAGUUGCUGGUCUCUGUCUUAAGCACUGGAUUUUUUUAUUUUUUGUUUCUGUUAAGUUAGGGAGGGAUUUUUAAGAAUGAACACAGUGACAACCAGAAAUGAACAACAAGGCAAAUUACUAAUAACUAGCUCAGCUGCUUUCUGAAUUAUUCCUUGAAGAGUCCUGUUAGACUCCAUCCAUGAACUCCAAGUAGGGAACUUGUCCUAGCAGAGGCUCCUGCCAGUUAUCACAGUAGCUUGGCUGGGGUUCUGCAGCUGUAACCUUGAAUGCUGAACUCCUACAAGCAAGUUUUGCUUUCCAUCCUUCUUCCAUUCCGGUUCUCCGUCUGGCCAGUGGCGCUCUGGAUGCUGUGUCUCUGUGGGAGUGUGCCUGCCAUCUCUGUGUGCUGGUGAUGCCUAUGACCUCUGUGAUCCAUGAGUUGACCUGGCAAGGGCUAUACUCAAAGUGCUUCAGGGCUGUGCAUGGACACUUUCUGUAUUUCUAGUAUAUAAUGCAGCAGUUCAAGUGUAACUACACAGAAGUAUUUAUUCAAAGCACAAUUGACUUGAACUUUCACAGAUAAAGGACAGCUUCUGAACUGGCUCAAAGGUCAUCGGUGUGCCUUCGAUGCAGUCAUGAGCAGAGGUAAAAUGACUGUCACAUCUCAGUCUUGCUGCCUGUUUUACUAUCUCCACUUUAAUCAGACUCCUACGUUAUAAAGCUGCUUGAAGUGAGAUUUUUUUUUUCUGUUCAUCCUGGUUAUUUUUUUUUUUUAAGUUUUCAUUUGUGCCUGUUGCUAUAGGAGUUUGUGUGUUUGUGUGGAGUGGAAGCUGCUGUUGGACACCCAGAGUGUUAACUGUAGAAAGUGAUCCUGAUCCAGGAGAUCAGGAAUGAAGGCUGUUUAAAUUUCUGUGUUUAAAUAGCUAUGGGUAGCAAAUUAACUGUUUUCAGUUGGUACAGCAAGUAUAUAUAUAUAUACAUAUAUAUACACACAUUUUUUUAAGAACUGUUUAGUACUUGCAUCACAUAAACAAUCCUGUAACAUCUGAAGGACCCAAGCACUGGAUCUGCUUUGAAGGUGCAUCAUAAUAAAGAGGCAUCUUGCAGCUUUCACAAGGACAUCUGAUCUGCCUUAGACCAGCUCUGUUGGGAUGGGACAGGACAUCAGAUAGGUCCCCUGACAUGUGGUACCAUAUGUUUCAGUUUGAAAACUGGUACUUAAGUCUUGCAAAACCAUUCAUUUUCUCUUUAUAUCUCUUGUAAGUGAACUUACAAAGCCAGAACAGAGAUCACACCUCUCUUCCCCUGCUGAAGGAAUGGAUUGUUUCAGGAGUGGCUUGGCACUUCCUCAGCCUCUCGAGCUGUUAUGACAGACUGCUGGAAAAAAUAAAUAUGGAAGCACCUAUUGAGCAUAGGGAAGAGGGCUCAUCUCCUCAUGGAGAACAGUGCAGUGUAAAAGGCUGUUCCACUUCAUGUUGCCUUCAAACCCAAGCUUCCUUCCUAAGAAUUUCUAGUAAUUCUUAGGAGUGAAGGAGAGGAAGAAGAGGUCUUGUAAGACACUGUAAUAAACUCUCCUCUAUUCUCUG
Parus major (Great Tit) is the source of this 3430-nucleotide messenger RNA. It is a transcript of the gene DOLPP1, whose product is annotated as dolichyldiphosphatase 1. The record is from RefSeq and is a predicted model, not a curated record. Gene Ontology annotation, molecular function: dolichyldiphosphatase activity. Gene Ontology annotation, cellular component: endoplasmic reticulum membrane; intracellular membrane-bounded organelle. Bases 157 to 849 code for a protein of 230 amino acids. Gene Ontology annotation, biological process: protein N-linked glycosylation; lipid biosynthetic process. Lineage: Eukaryota; Metazoa; Chordata; Aves; Passeriformes; Paridae. The transcript is spliced from 8 exons.